Messenger RNA from Mesoplodon densirostris (Blainville's beaked whale), 2220 nucleotides. It is a transcript of the gene TSC22D3, whose product is annotated as TSC22 domain family member 3. The coding region runs from base 114 to 860 and encodes 248 amino acids. The transcript has 4 exons. The record is from RefSeq and is a predicted model, not a curated record. NCBI's taxonomy places the organism in Eukaryota, Metazoa, Chordata, Mammalia, Artiodactyla, Ziphiidae. Gene Ontology annotation, biological process: regulation of transcription by RNA polymerase II.
GAGCACGCGGGGGGCCGCCGCGGCGUCUCACGGGUCAUUUGCGUGCAGUCACGGCCCCGCGCCGACUCCCGGACGCGCGGCUCGCUCGCUGGCUCACACGCGCUGGACUCCUGAUGCCGCUCCGCCGGCGCAGCCCCGGGGAGCCCGAGAUCUGCUUGUCUUUCCCAGACACCCUGGAGUCUCCUCAGGCCGGCCCGGCGGGCGCGCACCUGCCGGCCGCCCCUGACCUCGCGGGCCAGGCGUCCCCCGAGGCGGAGAAUAUGGCCCAGCCCAAGCCCGACUGCCGCUCACCUGUCGGCCUCGACUGCUGCAACUGCUGCCUGGCCCUGGCCCACCGGAGCAGGCUCCAGCGCGACAGCAGCGGGGACAACAACCCGGGCAGCCCCACCGUGAGCAACUUUCAGAAGCUGCAGGAGAAGCUGAUCUUUGAGAACCUCAACACCGACAAGCUCAACAGCAUAAUGCGGCAGGAUUCGCUAGAGCCCGUGCUGCGGGACCCCUGCUACCUGAUCAACGAGGGCAUCUGCAACCGCAACAUCGACCAAACCAUGCUCUCCAUCCUGCUCUUCUUCCACAGUGCCUCCGGAGCCAGCGUGGUGGCCCUAGACAACAAGAUCGAGCAGGCCAUGGAUCUGGUGAAGAAUCAUCUGAUGUACGCUGUGAGAGAGGAGGUGGAGAUCCUGAAGGAGCAGAUCCGGCAGCUGGUGGAGAAGAACUCCCAGCUGGAGCAUGAGAACACUCUCUUGAAGACCUUGGCGAGCCCAGAGCAGCUGGAGAAGUUCCAGUCCUGUCUGAGCCCCGCGGAGCCAGCUCCCGAAACCCCAGAAGCACCCGAGGCCCCCGGUGGUUCUGCGGUGUAAGUGGCUCUGUCCUCAGGGUGGGCAGAGCCACGAAACUUGUUCUACCUAGUUCUUCCCAGUUUGUUUUUGGCUCCCCAAGCGUCAUCUCACGUGGAGAACUUUACACCUAGUAUAGCUGGUGCCAAGAGAUGUCCCAAGGACAUGGCCACCUGGGUCCACUCCAGUGACAGACCCCUGAUAAAGAGCAGGUCCCUGAAAGCUGAGUUGCAUGGGGCCUCGUCACCCCAAGCCAGCGAGAUUCUAAAGCCACCAUGCCCUGGGGGCUCCCAGGGCCUGGGCAACUUAGCUGCAACUGGCAGAGGAGAAAGGUAGUUUGAGACAGGCCGCCAGUUUGCUCCAGAAAGUCUAAGGGGUCUGUUUUUUCAUUUCCGUGGACAUCUUCCACAGCUUCACCUGACAAUGACUGUCCUAUGAAGAAGCCAGUUGUGGUUUAAGCAGAGGCAGCCUCUCUCUCCUCCCCUGCCUCACCAAGGCAGGGCCACAGUUGGGAGAGAUUGAGCCAAGUCAGCCUUCUGUUGGUUAAUAUGGUGUAAUGCAUGGCUUUGUGCACAGCCCAGUGUGGGAUUACGGCUUUGGGAUGACCGCUUACAAAGUUCUGUUUGGUUAGUAUUGGCAUAGUUUUUCUAUAUAGCCAUACGUGCGUAUAUAUACCCAUAGGGCUAGAUCUGUAUCUUAGUGUAGCGAUGUAUACAUAUACACAUACACCUACGUGUUGAAGGGCCUAACCAGCUUUGGGAGUAUUGACUGGUCCCUUAUCUCUUAAGGCUAAUUCUUUGACUGUGUUCAUUUACCAGGUUGAUCCAGUUUGUCCUUUAGGUUAAGGGCAAAGAGUAGGUUAAAACUAAAGAGUAAAGGUUAAAACUAAUUAAAAGAGUAGGUUAAAACUAAAGAGUAAAGGCGGGGAGGGGGGCCACCCUCUGAAUGCCUUGCUGCUGCAACCUUUGCCCCAUCUGUCCCCUGAAUACAUGUGAGGUCCUCUUUUGAAUGCCAAACCCACCAUUCACUGGUGCUGACUACAUAGAAUGGGGUUGAGAGAAGAUCAGCUGGAACUCCACAUUGUCAUUCGAAAACUUUUUUUUUUUUUUUUUUUUUUUUUUGGAAAACUUGCAAGUGAACGGAAUGAUUAGCUUGCCUGUGUCUUCUUGUGGACAAGGGAUAGACAAGGGAAUGGCUUUGACCCGACGGUGCCUGGGUGAUGUGCUCAGGGAGCUUGUCUCUAGGGAGUUCUGUGGCAGUGAACACUUUCCACUUUCUGACACCGUAUCCUGAUGUUAUGUCUCCAGGAUUUGGAGUUUGAUGUUUCAAAUGUGGCUUGAAAUUUCAAUAAACGUUGCUCUUGUUUUUGUUUUCUAAAAAUAAA